GAGCAACAGGACACAGCGGCGGCUCCCUUCUCCCCCUCUCAAAUCUCCAUCAAAAUCGACCAGAUCUGAAGAAUUUUUCCAUGGAUUUCGUCCCACAUCUAUCCCUAAAGGUAUUCUCCUCCAAUCCCCCCAAAUUUCAUCUGAAAAAAUCAUCAUUUUGGCUCUAUUUUUGCAUGUUUAAAUGAAACCCUAGUUCAUCAUGUUUUUCGAAAAUUGUACGAAUCGAUCCCAGCCGUAGUGAAGGAGCAUUGUUCUUACUUGUUCGUGAGCAAGUAAAACUGGUAAUCUGGAAGUAGAUAAAUAAAAUUUACACAAAAAAAAUCCUUUUCAAUCCCUUUAUGCAGCAGCCCGUGACCAACCUGAAGAAUUUUGCAGAUAUUUAGUACCAUCUCUCUUUGCGGGUCCCAUCACUAUUUCCUUGGGUAAUUUGUAUGGCUGCCAUUUCAUUUAGUUGUCUGUUACUUGUGUGAGUUCAGAGGUUAUACUCUUUCCAUUGGCACAUUCUGACCAUUGUAACAGUUAAUCAGUCAAUUCUCGUUUUGUUAGCCCGUGACACAUUUGUAGAAGGCACCAAUGCAUGGCAGACCGGUAGUUGCUUAGUAUCAGAUUCAAGUGUCUUAUCAAGUGGAGCCGACCAAAUAGUUUAGCAGGUAGAAUGUUCCUUAGUUUUUUACUUCAAAUUAUGAUCUUACUUACUGUACUGUUACAAUGUAUAAACUUUAAUACAUUGACAAGUUGACAGCUUGAUCCUGCUUGUGGAAUGCAUUCUCGCAUACACAUUUCAUAGUAGAUGGUACAUUCUCGCAUACACUUUUGGCGCACUAAUUGUUUUUUCCCGAAUACGUAGGAUGACACUUCUCAGUGAGCAUUACGAUAAGAAUCACCGUGGGCGACUUAUGGCGGAGGAGAGGCAGGUCUUUUUUCCACUACGCUUGAGGGCUCACGAAGCUUCAUCCAAUAAGAUGAAAUACGAUGAGCGGUAUACACGGUACAUCGAGAGGCUAGGACUCCUUCCAUUCAUCCAGCUUGUCACUCGGUCGACGCCAAACAUGAACCCUUGUGCUAUCACCGCGCUUGUUGACCGAUGGAAGCCGGAGACACACAGUUUUCACCUCCGAACCGGGGAGAUGACCGUGACUCUUCAGGAUGUUUCGAUGAUCCUUGCACUUCCCAUCGAGGGAAUUCCUGUCUGUUUUAGCACUGAUGCUGCUAACCGGCGCGAUAGGAUGUUUGACCUUAUCGGUGCGGUUCCUGCAGUGCCGGAUGACCCAACUAAAUACAGAGUCCCCGCUGGUGCGACUUAUGUUUGGAUCGCAGAACAUUUUAGCCAGUGCCCCGGCGAUGCUAGUGAGGAAAUGUUCAAACAGUAUACAUGUGCAUACUUGUGGUAUGUGAUCUCAAGGACUCUUUUUGCUGACGGUGGUGGCAGGACCGCUCCGUGGAUGUGGCUGAAGGCGUUAUCUGGUUGGGAUAGUAAACAGAGCUGGGGUUCAGCGGCACUGGCCUACUUGUACCGUCAGUUGGAUGAGGCGUGUUGUAGGCACAAAGAUGAUGCCAGCAUUGGUGGUCCGUUGGUCCUACUUUCGGUUUGGAUGUGGGAACACUUUUCAGUUGGACGGCCGAAAGUGAUCCGUUACGGCGCUUGGGACGAUCAUGAUAACCCGCUACGACAGCCUACAUGGGGGUACAAGUGGGACAAGGUUUCGGAGUUCAACGGCGACCAAAAGAGAAUGUACAUAGACUACACCAAUGAGUUUGACGCGCUAACCGCCGAGCAGGUGACAUGGCAGCCAUAUGGACCGCAGGACAAUUUCGCUUUCAUCCUCGAUUUCCAGUUGAACCCGAAAUGCACAGAGGAAUCACAUCUUUGGCAGAUGCGGUGCCCAUUGAUAUGCUUAUAUGCAGUCGAGCACCACCUUCCACAACGUGUGAUGAGUCAAUUUGGGUUAUUUCAGGAUACACCACCGGAGUGGAAGGACACGAAUAUCGUGAUUCACGGCUUGGACAAAAUGAAGCAGAAGAAGAUCAAGAACUGGGAGUCAUAUCAUGAAAAGUACAUCAAGAAGUGGAAUUACUUGGUGAAGGUGGCUAAUAAUAACAGACAAGUACAUCGCCAAGUGCAUGAUGAAGCUGCAUUUUACAAAUAUCUUCAAUGGUUUCUUAGCGAGUCUCGUGUGGAGUUAUGCCCGCCGGCUUAUGAUGAGAGCAUAUUGUUGGGGAUCUUCCGCUUCCAGGCAUAUUUCCAACACAUAUUAGAGGUGCCCACAGGUUUCGAAGUGACUGCCAACCUCAACUACAACAGGCUCAUCAGAGAGGGCACACAAACCGGAUUUGCUCCUAUGAUCAACUUUAUGCGCACUGAGAUCUCGCGCCAGGUUAGUGAAGCCGAUCAAGCACUUGCACAACCUCGGGGUGGGAAUUCUGAGAAUGCCUUUAGAGAGUUUAUUAAGCGUAGCGCUACUCAGUUACGUUCCUUAGCUCAUCUUCUUGGUUGCCGUACCGUCGAGGCCGACAUGCCCACCCAGUCGUGUUCCACUUCUUCUGAAGAGGAGACGCCCGACGAGAUCGCCCUGAGGGGGUUUAUCGAUGAUGCACCUCAGCCUAAUCAGCCUAGUCAGCCUAUUGAGCGGCGCCACUUCAACUUAAAGCCUAGGAAGACCUUCAACCGUUAUACACCGGAGGCAUGGAACAAGAAACAAAAGAGGACCGUUGACGAGUCUGUUGUCGAGUCCGAGAACGAGUUUGAGGACGAGGAGGAGCCGGCGCCGAAGAAGGUUCUGAGGAGGUUGAAGAGGGCCGGGAACGAGCCGGGGACGAAGAAGGAUGUGAGGCGGGCGAGGGGGAAGAAGUAGAUGUGUUUGUGAACUUGUGAACUAAUUGAACUUGUCACUUUAGUUAGCUUCUAGCUGUGAACUUCUCGUAAUUGUAGACUUGUU
Messenger RNA from Aegilops tauschii subsp. strangulata, 2936 nucleotides. Lineage: Eukaryota; Viridiplantae; Streptophyta; Magnoliopsida; Poales; Poaceae. The record is from RefSeq and is a predicted model, not a curated record.